Tachyglossus aculeatus (Australian echidna) is the source of this 4311-nucleotide messenger RNA. It is a transcript of the gene SORCS3, whose product is annotated as sortilin related VPS10 domain containing receptor 3. Gene Ontology annotation, cellular component: postsynaptic density membrane. The transcript has 27 exons. The record is from RefSeq and is a predicted model, not a curated record. The coding region runs from base 1 to 3402 and encodes 1133 amino acids. Gene Ontology annotation, molecular function: protein binding. NCBI's taxonomy places the organism in Eukaryota, Metazoa, Chordata, Mammalia, Monotremata, Tachyglossidae.
AUGGUCCGGGCCGGUGGGUUGGGGCGCCCCCCGUCCGUCCGCGGAGGGGGCGCGGAGGCCGCCCCCCUCCUCCGCCCCCCGGGCGCCGUGCCCCCCGGCCCGGGCGAGGCGCAACCCGGGAGGGCUCCCGGGCGGCGGCGGCGGCGGCGGCGGAGGAGGAGCCGGCGGGGGCCGGCGGAGGCCCCGGACCCCCAGACAGGGCCCCGCGGGGGCGGGCCGCAGCCCAGGGGGUCGCAGCCCAGGGCCCGGGGGGGCGCCCCCGAAGCCCAGGACCUCAGCCUGCCCACGACCUCCUUCGCCCUGACGGGGGACUCGGCGCAUAACCAAGCCAUGGUGCACUGGUCCGGCCACAACAGCAGCGUGAUACUUAUUCUGACAAAGCUGUACGACUUCAACUUGGGGAGUGUGACUGAGAGCUCGCUCUGGAGAUCAACAGACUAUGGAACAACCUAUGAGAAAUUAAAUGACAAAGUGGGCCUGAAGAGUGUCCUGAGCUAUCUUUAUGUCAGCCCCACCAACAAGAAGAAGAUCAUGCUUCUCAGCGACCCAGAGAUUGAGAGUAGCAUUCUCAUCAGCUCUGAUGAAGGGGCCACCUAUCAAAAGUACCGGCUUAACUUCAUCAUCCAGAGUCUACUCUUCCAUCCCAAGCAGGAAGAUUGGAUCCUAGCUUACAGCCUGGACCAAAAGCUGUAUAGUUCCAUGGACUUUGGAAGGAGAUGGCACCUGAUGCAUGGCCGGAUCACUCCCAACAGGUUUUACUGGUCGGUCACAGGGUUAGACAAGGAGCCUGACCUGGUACACAUGGAGGCCCGGACAACUGAUGGAUAUGCUCACUAUCUCACCUGCCGCAUCCAAGAGUGCACGGAGACCCUCAGAAGUGGGCCAUUUGCUCGCUCCAUCGACGUCAGCUCUCUCGUUGUCCAAGACGAAUAUGUCUUCAUCCAGGUAACUACAGGUGGAAGAGCCAGCUACUAUGUGUCUUACAAAAGAGAGGCCUUCGCUCAAAUUAAGUUGCCCAAAUAUUCUCUGCCAAAGGACAUGCAUAUUAUCAGCACCGAUGAGAACCAGGUGUUCGCAGCUGUCCAGGAGUGGAACCAGAACGAUACCUACAACCUCUAUAUCUCAGACACCCGAGGGGUCUAUUUCACCCUGGCCCUGGAGAACGUCAAGAGCAGUCGGGGCCUGGAGGGGAACAUCAUCAUUGACCUCUAUGAGGUAGCAGGGAUAAAAGGGAUAUUCCUGGCCAACAAGAAGGUGGAUGGCCAAGUGAAGACAUAUAUAACCUACAACAAGGGCAGGGACUGGCGUCUGCUGCAGGCCCCAGACACCGACCUCAGAGGGAAUCUGGUGCACUGCCUGCUGCCAUUUUGUUCCUUACACCUGCAUUUGCAGAUCUCAGAGAAUCCAUAUUCUUCAGGCAGUAUUUCAAGCAAGGACAGCGCUCCCGGGCUCGUGGUAGCCACAGGCAACAUUGGCACCGAACUCUCAUACACUGACAUUGGCAUGUUCGUGUCCUCCGAUGGGGGAAACACAUGGAGACAGAUCUUUGAUGAAGAGUACAAUGUCUGGUUCCUGGACUGGGGCGGUGCCCUCGUGGCAAUGAAGCAUACCUCCCUGCCUGUCAGGCAUCUGUGGGUCAGUUUUGAUGAAGGAAAUUCCUGGAAUAAAUACGGCUUCACAACAUCUCCGCUGUUUGUGGAUGGGUCCUUGGUGGAACCAGGGGUGGAAAACCAGAUAAUGACAGUUUUCGGCCACUUCAGCCUCCGUUCUGAAUGGCAGCUGGUGAAAGUGGACUACAGAUCCAUCUUUAGCCGGAGAUGCAACAAAGAUGACUAUCAGACCUGGCACCUACUAAAUCAGGGGGAGCCUUGUGUAAUGGGAGAGAGGAAGAUAUUCAAGAAACGCAAGCCCGGGGCCCAGUGUGCCCUAGGACGAGAUUACUCAGGCACCAUUGUCUCCGAGCCCUGUGUUUGUGCAGCCUGGGAUUUUGAAUGUGAUUACGGCUAUGAGAGGCACGGAGACAAUCAGUGUAUUCCAGCCUUCUGGUUCAACCCGUCUUCCCUUUCGAAGGACUGUAGCCUUGGCCAGAGGUACCUGAACAGUACCGGCUACCGGAGGAUUGUGUCGAACAACUGCACCGAUGGGCUGAGGGAGAAAUACACGGCAAAGGCCCAGCAAUGCCCUGGGAAGGCUCCCCGGGGGCUGCACGUGGUGACCACAGAUGGGCGGUUGGUGGCCGAACAGGGUCACAACGCCACGUUCAUCAUCCUCAUGGAGGAGGGUGAUCUUCAGAGGACGAACAUUCAGUUAGACUUUGGAGAUGGGAUCGCUGUUUCCUAUGCUAACUUCAGCCCGAUCGAGGAGGGCAUCAAACACGUGUACAAGAACGCUGGGAUCUUUCAGGUGACAGCAUACGCCGAAAACAACCUGGGCUCCGACACCGCCGUCCUCUUCCUGCAUGUGGUUUGUCCUCUGGAACACGUCCAUCUCAGCGUUCCAUUUGUGGCCAUUCGGAAUAAGGAAGUCAAUGUGACUGCAGUGGUGUGGCCCAGUCAGCUGGGAACUCUCACCUACUUUUGGUGGUUUGGCAACAGCACUAAGCCGCUGAUUACCUUGGACAGCAGCAUUUCCUUCACCUUCACCACGGAGGGCAUGAAUACCAUCACAGUCCAGGUCUCAGCGGGGAGCGCCCUCAUCCAGGACACCAAGGAGAUCGCAGUGCACGAAUAUUUCCAGUCACAGCUCUUGUCAUUUUCUCCAAAUCUGGAUUUCCACAAUCCUGACAUCCCUGAGUGGAGGCAAGAUGUUGGCAGAGUCAUCAAGCAAGCACUGAUCAAGGUGACCAGCAUUCCUGAAGACCAGAUUUUAGUUGCAGUGUUUCCUGGCCUUCCCACUUCAGCUGAACUCUUCAUCUUGCCCUUCAAAAACUUGACAGAGAGGAGGAAAGGAAGUGAAGCUGACCUGGAGCCGGUUGUAGAGAUCCUGUUUAAUGCUCUGAACCAGAAUUUGGUCCAGUUUGAGCUGAAGCCAGGGGUCCAAAUCAUUGUAUACGUCACUCAACUGACACUAGCCCCUCUCGUGGAUGCCAGCACGGGCCACAGCAGCUCAGCGAUGUUGAUGCUCUUAUCCGUGGUGUUUGUGGGCUUGGCAGUCUUUCUGAUCUACAAGUUUAAAAGGAAAAUCCCAUGGAUUAACAUUUAUGCCCAAGUCCAACAUGACAAGGAGCAGGAGAUGAUCGGAUCUGUCAGCCAAAGUGAAAAUGCCCCCAAAAUCACCCUCAGUGACUUCACAGAUCCAGAGGAGCUGCUGGACAAAGAGCUGGACACCCGGGUUAUAGGAGGCAUCGCCACUAUUGCCAACAGUGAAAGCACAAAGGAAAUCCCCAACUGCACUAGUGUUUAGAACUGAGAAGCCACUUGGUCUGAAAUCUGACUUUUUAUUUUUAACAAUUAUUGUUUUUAUUAUGAGAAAGGAAAAACACGUCCUUUUUUAUCUUUUGUUUACCAGGGCCCCCUUCAUAAAUGGUAGGUAGAAAAUUGGCUUUGGGGAAAGACAUUCUGAUCAUAGGAAACAAAAAUCACUGUAUAUUUGCUAAGGGGAAAGCCUGUUUUCCCCAGAAACUGUUGUUUUAUUCUGCCAGUGGCAGCUCAAGAUGCAGGACUUUCUACGUCCUCCCACUGUCUUUACCUUCUUUUUUUAAAACACAAAUUCUCCCAUAGGUAAACAACAGGAACCAUUUUGGAUACACAGAGCGUGGGUUUUGGGGGUGGGGGGGCAGUGACAGCUCCUGAGAGCAUGGACCUGUUAAGGAAAGGGGCCCUCCCCGGUGCAUGGCGAGCCUGAGGAGACAGAUGGUGGAUUGUAGAUAAUCACAAUGUAAAUAGCCUUUUUAUUUCUUGGGAAAUAAUUUAAUGUUUAGUAAAAGGAAAAGACAUUCAUGUGCACACAUGUUCACACUGACACGCGUACACACACAUACACACAAUUGACCUACCAGCCAGAAACCUGUUUGAGGUCUACAGGUCCUGGAUAUAUUUCAGUUGUCUGCCAUAGUUAACCCUUUCCCUUUUGGGUCCAUACUUUGCUUUUGAUUUAGGUAAUGAAGGAUCUUGGAAUAGUUUCAAAAGAUGGUAAGUAAUGGAUGAUUUCAUAAUGCACUUUAAUUCUGCCUUUGCCUGGAACACUCAUGGGAUUAGAGCUUCACCCUCUGUCCACAGCCCUAGACAUGAAUCGCAGCAAGGAUAUAAUAAUAAUAAUGAUAAUGGCAUUUAUUAAGCACUUACUAUGUGCAAAGCACUGUUCUAAGCGCUG